Molecule: messenger RNA, 16546 nt
Organism: Atta colombica
Lineage: Eukaryota; Metazoa; Arthropoda; Insecta; Hymenoptera; Formicidae
Gene: RyR
Product: ryanodine receptor
Exons: 57
Coding region: 394-15717 (5107 amino acids)
Biological process (GO): calcium ion transmembrane transport; intracellular calcium ion homeostasis
Cellular component (GO): smooth endoplasmic reticulum; Z disc; sarcolemma
Molecular function (GO): protein binding; ryanodine-sensitive calcium-release channel activity
Source: RefSeq, a predicted model, not a curated record
CGCGGGGGCCCGAUUUAAAGCGGUCACGAAAGCAGGAGACUCGGCACCUCGAAGAACCUCUCGGAGGUGUGUUAGGCGCUUGCGCGAAAGACGUCGGCGAGCAGUCUGGGUGUCAUCCGAUCAGCAGUGGGUGAUCGUCGGUGCCUUACGACGGUUCAGCGUGCCGACGUUGACAUCAUCGUCAACGUCCUUGACAAGACAAAGAGGCCAGGGAACCGUGUGUAGCGACGGGAGCAUGCCGUCCACGCGGAACUGUGAAUGACCACCGCGUCCACUUCGAGCAUCGAUAAGGGUGCCUCGGACACGAAGUGACACGCGAGAUACACACGCACACCCGCAUACGCACGCACGAGAGCGCAGGGGUGACGCAGACGGAGGAGGCGCGUCGAAGGGAUGGCCGACAGCGAGGGUGGCUCCGAACAGGACGACGUAUCAUUCCUCCGCACGGAGGAUAUGGUAUGCCUGUCCUGUACUGCAACAGGAGAGAGGGUCUGCCUAGCAGCCGAGGGUUUCGGCAAUCGACAUUGUUUUCUCGAAAAUAUCGCAGAUAAGAACAUACCGCCGGAUUUGUCGCAAUGCGUGUUCGUGAUAGAGCAGGCCCUCUCGGUGAGGGCCCUGCAGGAAUUAGUUACCGCUGCCGGCUCCGAGACGCAACAAGACAGUUUAGGAAAGGGCACUGGGUCAGGGCACAGGACCUUGUUAUAUGGUAACGCCAUAUUAUUGCGACAUCUAAACAGCGACAUGUACCUGGCGUGUUUAUCCACGAGUUCGUCGAACGAUAAGCUAGCCUUCGACGUCGGUCUACAGGAACAUUCUCAUGGUGAGGCAUGUUGGUGGACUGUACACCCCGCCUCCAAGCAGAGAUCCGAGGGUGAGAAGGUACGUGUGGGUGACGAUCUUAUUCUGGUAUCUGUUGCGACCGAACGAUAUUUGCACACGACGAAAGAAAAUGACCUGUCAGUGGUGAACGCAUCUUUUCACGUGACGCAUUGGUCGGUGCAGCCAUAUGGAACCGGUAUUAGUAGAAUGAAGUACGUCGGUUAUGUCUUCGGCGGUGAUGUGUUGAGAUUCUUCCACGGAGGCGACGAGUGUUUGACGAUACCGUCGACAUGGAGUCCAGCACCCAGUCAAAACCUCGUAAUCUACGAGGGCGGUAGCGUGAUGAGCCAAGCGAGAUCGUUAUGGAGAUUAGAGCUCGCCAGAACAAAAUGGGCGGGCGGCUUCAUCAACUGGUUACAUCCCAUGCGGAUCAGACACUUGACAACUGGACGUUAUCUUGGUGUGAAGGAGAACAACGAGCUCUAUCUCGUCGAUAGGAAUGAGGCGACAAUUGAAACCUCGACGUUCUGGCUGCGGCAAGAGAAGGAUGAUCAAAAGAUUAUUCUUGAGGACAAAGAUCUGGAGAUUAUCGGAAUGCCAAUUAUAAAGUAUGGUGAUUCUACCGUGAUUAUGCAACAUGCUACCACGUGCCUCUGGGUGUCCUAUAAAUCAUACGAAACAAAAAAGAAGGGCGUCGGAAAAGUUGAAGAGAAACAGGCAGUACUUCAUGAAGAGGGUAAGAUGGACGAUGGUUUGGAUUUUUCCAGAUCACAGGAAGAAGAAUCUCGCACUGCUCGUGUCAUUAGAAAGUGCAGUAGCUUAUUUACUCAAUUCAUCACAGGCCUAGAAACGCUGCAAGUGAAUAGAAGAGCGUCCAUGUUUUUUCAAAACGUAAAUCUUAAUGAAAUGGUAAUGUGUCUUGAAGACUUGAUCAAUUACUUUGCUCAACCCGAGGACGACAUGGAACACGAAGAGAAACAGAAUAAGUUCCGAGCUCUCAGAAAUCGUCAGGAUUUGUUCCAAGAGGAGGGUAUAUUAAAUCUGAUCCUCGAAGCUAUUGACAAGAUUAACGUAAUUACUUCGCAAGGAUUUCUCGUCGCUCUUUCCGGCGAUGAGAGCGGUCAGGCUUGGGAUCAGAUAUCCGGGUAUCUUUAUCAACUACUGGCAGCCAUUAUCAAAGGAAAUCACACCAACUGCGCUCAGUUCGCCAAUAGUAAUCGUUUGAAUUGGCUGUUUAGCCGAUUGGGUUCGCAGGCUUCCAGUGAGGGAACUGGAAUGUUGGAUGUACUUCAUUGUGUUCUGAUUGAUUCGCCGGAGGCUUUAAAUAUGAUGAGGGAUGAGCAUAUAAAAGUAAUUAUUUCUUUGCUGGAGAAACACGGUAGAGAUCCGAAAGUUCUGGACGUCUUAUGUUCGCUAUGCGUCGGUAAUGGUGUCGCGGUACGCUCUUCACAAAAUAACAUUUGUGAUUUUCUGCUGCCUGGAAAAAAUUUGCUCCUCCAAACGCAACUAGUAGAUCAUGUGGCAAGCAUUAGACCGAAUAUAUUUGUCGGCAGAGUUGAGGGCUCGGCUCUUUAUCAAAAAUGGUAUUUCGAGGUGACAGUGGAUCACAUUGAACAGACGACUCACAUGAUGCCGCACUUGCGAAUCGGAUGGGCGAACACCGCCGGUUAUAUGCCGUAUCCCGGUGGUGGUGAAAAGUGGGGUGGAAACGGCGUAGGUGAUGAUUUGUAUUCGUUCGGAUUCGAUGGCGCUUAUCUAUGGACCGGCGGUAGAAAGACACAAGUAGUUCAAAGUGCCACCGAGCCUUACAUACGAAAAAGCGAUGUGAUCGGUUGCGCUUUGGAUCUAACGGUGCCGGUGAUAACGUUUACUUUCAAUGGCACUCACAUUAUGGGUUCUUUUCGGAACUUUAAUCUAGAUGGCAUGUUCUUCCCUGCUAUCAGUUGCUCGUCUAAACUCUCCUGUAGAUUUUUGUUGGGUGGUGAUCACGGUCGAUUAAAGUUCCAACCACCGGAAGAAUUUUCGCCGCUGGUGGAAAGCCUGCUACCGCAACAAAUUCUGUCACUGGACCCAUGUUUCUAUUUUGGUAACAUGAAUAAGGUGGUUCUGGCGGGUCCAUGGCUGGUCGAGGACGACACUGCCUUCGUUCCAGCUCCGGUCGAUACUUCCAUGGUCAACCUUCCUGCCUAUGUCGAGCAGAUUAGAGAUAAAUUGGCGGAAAACAUCCACGAGAUGUGGGCGAUGAAUAAAAUCGAAGCCGGUUGGAUCUUCGGCGAGGUCAGGGAUGAUCUCAGAAAGAUACACCCUUGUAUAGUACAAUUCGAGCGACUACCAGCCGCGGAAAAGCGCUAUGAUACUCAAUUGGCUGUGCAGACUCUGAAGACCAUUUUGGCACUGGGAUAUUACAUCACCAUGGAUAAGCCUCCAUCUAGAAUAAAAACUUUGAGGCUGCCAAAUGAACCAUUUUUGCAAAGUAGUGGAUAUAAACCAGCUCCUCUUGAUCUAUCUGCGAUCACGUUGACUCCCAAAAUGGAGGAACUCGUAGAUCAAUUAGCAGAGAACACGCAUAAUCUUUGGGCAAAGGAAAGAAUCAGUCAAGGAUGGACAUACGGAUUGAAUGAGGAUUCGGAAAUGAGAAGAAGUCCUCACUUGGUACCGUAUCCAAAAGUCGAUGAAGCUAUCAAAAAAGCCAAUCGAGAUACAGCCAGCGAAACCGUCAGGACUCUCUUGGUUUACGGAUACAUGCUCGAUCCACCCACUGGAGAACAGCAUGAAGCAUUGCUUUUGGAGGCAAGCAGAUUACGACAAUUAUCCUUCAGGACUUACAGGGUUGAGAAACAUUAUGCAGUCAGCAGCGGAAAAUGGUAUUUCGAGUUCGAAGUUCUCACAGCUGGACCUAUGCGAGUCGGUUGGGCGAAAGCCGAUUGUAUGCCAGGAAGUAUGCUAGGCAGUGAUGAAAAUACUUGGGCAUUUGAUGGUUAUAACGUGACUAAAGUGCACGCUGGCACCCACGAGUCAUUUGGUCACAAAUAUCAAGUGGGCGACAUAGUUGGAUGUUUCAUUGACGUGGCAGACCGAACGAUCAGUUUCUCCUUAAAUGGAGAACUGCUAAUGGAUGCACUUGGCGGUGAAACUUCUUUCGCCGAUGUGCAAGGCGACUCUUUCGUGCCUGCGUUUACCCUUGGCGUUGGACAAAAGGCAAGAUUAACAUUCGGCCAAGAUGUAAACACCCUGAAAUUUUUUACUACUUGUGGUUUGCAGGAGGGCUAUGAACCAUUCUGUGUGAACAUGAAUCGUUUAGUUACGUAUUGGUACACGAAAGAUCAACCCAUUUUUGAGAACACCGACGACAUGGCCGACACGCGAAUCGACGUGGCUAGGAUUCCAGCUGGUUCCGACACACCGCCAUGUAUGAAAAUCUCUCACAACACGUUCGAAACCAUGGAGAAGGCUAAUUGGGAAUUUCUACGAUUAUCAUUACCUGUAAUUUGCCAAUCUAGUUUCAUAACAGAGGGUGAGAAGUUGCGCAGAUGGCAGGACAUUAAAACGCGACAGAACAGACUUUUAGCCGAGCAAAUUGAGCAAGGGCAGCAGGCAGCACCGUCAGGUCAUUUAGAACAGAUUAUGAAAUCCGGCUUCAGUAUGAGCGAUAUCAAAGGACUGCAAAGAAAUUAUUCGGAAGAUGCAGCUGAAGCGGACGAGAUGAUGAAAGAAUCACCGCUUCCUAUGCAAAGAGGUAAGCCUGCCAGACCGCCCAGGAAAAGUUCAUUUUAUGGAUCACGUUUAGAUAACGCGAUCAGUGACGCUGAAAUGAAUGGAUAUGGCGAAAUGAAUGGUGACAUAAAGGACGAGAAGAAGAAACGCGGUCGCUCACCUUUUCGGUUCUUCUCGCGUAAAACGAAAUCACCGGAGACAAAGUCAAAAACGCCUGAGCCGCAAAUACGCGCAGAUAUCUCAGAUAAAAGUACAAAAACGCUCGGAAGCAAAAGUGCCAAAACUCCCCAAAUUCGUGUCUCAACUACGGAUUUAAAAGUCAUCCCACCACAAAUCCCAGAACGUAACGUUCCCAAGGCGAUGUCUGUUUUAACUGGAAGUGGCGUCGAAGCGAUCGGCAAUGAAAUCUUCGACGCUGAGUGCAUGAAGUUAAUGAAUGAGUAUUUCUAUGGCGUUAGGAUAUUCCCCGGUCAAGAUCCGACUCACGUUUACAUUGGCUGGGUUACUUCGCAAUAUCAUCUGCACACGAAGGACUUCAAUUUAUCCCGCGUGAGGAAAGCUUCCGUUGCGAUUAUAGAUGAUUACGAUCGUCUUGUAGAGCAAGUCGACAGACAAAGUUGUUAUAUGGUUCGAGCGGAUGAACUGUACAACGAAGUCACUCAAGAUGCAUCGGGCAAAGGCGCAUCUCAGGGUAUGUUUGUUGGAUGCUUUGUUGAUACUGCCACAGGCUGGGUAUCCUUCACUUGUGAAGGGAAAGAAACGAGUCACAAAUUCAAGAUGGAGCCAGACACGAAACUGUUCCCAGCGAUCUUCGUUGAAGCCACCAGCAAAGAGAUUCUACAGAUCGAACUCGGCAGGACCUCGACAACACUUCCACUAUCGGCAGCUGUACUGCAGAAUUCUGAACGACACGUGAUACCGCAAUUUCCGCCAAGAUUAAAAGUGCAAUGUCUCAAACCGCACCAAUGGGCCAGAGUGCCAAAUCAGUCUCUUCAAGUACACGCCUUGAAGCUGUCUGACAUCAGAGGCUGGUCAAUGCUAUGCGAGGACGCUAUCUCAAUGCUGGCUCUUCAUAUACCCGAGGAAGAUAGAUGUAUUGAUAUUUUGGAGCUUAUCGAGAUGGAUAAGUUGCUCAGUUUCCAUGCGCACACAUUGACACUAUAUGCAGCUCUGUGCUAUCAAUCGAAUUAUCGUGCGGCGCACGCUCUGUGCCAACACGUUGACCAGAAACAAUUGUUAUACGCGAUACGAGCCGAAUACAUGUCCGGGCCUCUGCGACAAGGAUUUUACGACUUACUUAUCGCCCUACAUCUCGAGUCACACGCGACGACGAUGGAAGUGUGCAAAAACGAAUACAUAAUACCGCUUGGCCAAGAAUUAAAGGAUUUGUACGAGAACUACGAGAUGAAACACAGUCUCAGGUACUUGGAGACUGAGUCUAUCCGACCACAAAUGAAAAUGACAGAGAUCAGGAAUGUUCCUUCCAGUGACCAAGCGAUCGAGAACAUAAAAAACCUAUAUAGCCCACAUUUUCCACUUGACGUUGUGCGGGAUUACGUGAUGAUGGCGCUCAACGAAGCCGUCGAAGUGAAUCAGGUGCACAACCGAGAUCCAAUCGGAGGCAGCAACGAGAAUCUUUUCCUACCUCUUCUGAAGCUGGUAGAUAGAUUGCUCUUAGUUGGCAUGCUAAGAAACGAGGAUAUAUUUAAGUUACUCAUCAUGAUAAAUCCUGAAACCUGGGACCCGUCUUUCGAUAAAGAAGGAAAAGACGAGCACAAGAAAGGCUUGCUGCAUAUGAAAAUGGCCGAAGGAGCGAAAUUACAAAUGUGCUAUCUACUUCAUCAUUUAAAUGACAUCCAAUUGCGCCAUCGCGUCGAGUCCAUUAUCGCCUUUGCUUACGAUUUCGUUGGAGAAUUGCAGGCAGAUCAAUUGCGACGUUAUAUCGAGAUCAAACAAUCAGAUUUACCAUCGGCUGUCGCUGCUAAAAAGACCAGAGAAUUCAGAUGUCCUCCACGCGAACAAAUGAAUGCUAUUCUAAGCUUCAAGAAUUUAGAUUUGGAGGAAGAUCCAGACAGUCCCUGCGGCGAGGAUCUCAUCGUCAAGAUGAACGAGUUCCACAGUGAAUUAAUGUCUUAUGUAUCCUUGACCGCUCUUCAAGAAGCAGCUAAUGCCGCAAACGAACCAGCCGAAGAAAUUCAGAAACCUGGGGCUAUGAAACGUCUCUUUAAUUUUAUCAAUGCUGUUAAAGAACUCGAGGAGGAAUCUAAACCUGAAGCCGAGCCUGAGAAAAAAACUCCGGAAGAGGUAUUUCGCAAGGUGUUAAUAUCAACCAUUGUGAAUUGGGCUGAAGAAUCGCAAAUCGAGACACCGAAACUUGUACGAGAGAUGUUCAGCUUAUUAGUCAGGCAAUACGAUACCGUCGGCGAGUUGAUCAGAGCCUUAGAGAAAACUUACAUUGUUAACAAUAAAACGAAGGACGAUGUCGCAUUAAUGUGGGUUGGUUUGAGUCAAAUUCGUGCCUUGCUACCAGUACAAAUGUCUCAGGAGGAAGAAGCGCUAGUUCGAGAGCGACUGUGGAAGCUGGUGAACAAUCAUACUUUUUUUCAACAUCCCGAUCUCAUUAGAGUGCUGAGAAUUCAUGAAAACGUUAUGGCCAUUAUGAUGAAUACCCUAGGAAGACGUGCUCAGGCACAGUCUGACGCUCAAACUCAGACUCAAGCGGCGGAAGGUGAGCCAGCAUCAAAGGAGAAGGACACCUCUCACGAGAUGGUCGUGGCUUGUUGCAGAUUCUUAUGCUAUUUCUGUCGUACAUCCAGACAGAAUCAGAAAGCCAUGUUUGACCACUUUGACUUUCUGUUGGAGAACAGCAAUAUUCUCCUGGCAAGACCGUCGUUACGAGGAUCAACGCCAUUAGACGUAGCAUAUUCGUCAUUGAUGGAAAACACCGAAUUAGCUUUGGCCCUAAGAGAACAUUAUCUAGAGAAAAUCGCUAUCUAUUUAUCGCGAUGUGGCCUGCAGUCCAAUUCGGAAUUAGUGGAGAAGGGCUAUCCUGAUUUAGGUUGGGAUCCUGUCGAGGGUGAACGCUAUCUCGAUUUCUUGAGAUUUUGCGUGUGGGUCAAUGGUGAAAGCGUGGAAGAAAAUGCAAACUUGGUAAUCCGUUUGUUAAUUAGAAGACCAGAAUGCUUAGGCCCAGCUCUUCGAGGCGAAGGUGAAGGUUUAUUGAGAGCCAUUAUAGAAGCUAACAAAAUGUCUGAGCGUAUUGCCGAUAGACGAAAAGUGCACGACGAGGCCGAGGGCACGACUAUGAUGAUGCAAUUCGAACAUCCACUACCGGAAUCAGAUGAGGAUGAAGACUACAUUGACACUGGUGCGGCGAUAUUAAAUUUCUAUUGCACUCUCGUCGAUUUGUUAGGCCGCUGUGCUCCAGAUUCUUCCGUUAUAGAACAAGGGAAGAACGAAUCUCUGAGAGCCCGAGCGAUCUUAAGAUCGUUAGUACCCUUGGACGAUCUUCAGGGUGUACUAUCUUUGCGGUUCACUCUGCUCAAUCCCGCCGCCGGCGAGGAACGACCGAAAAGCGAUACACCGUCUGGUUUAAUACCAGGGCACAAACAAAGUAUUGUGCUGUUUCUCGAACGUGUUUACGGUAUCGAAACGCAAGAGUUGUUCUACAAAUUGUUGGAGGAAGCUUUCUUGCCGGAUCUUCGCGCCGCCACCAUGCUCGACAGAAACGACGGCUACGAAUCCGAAAUGUCGCUCGCUAUGAAUCGUUACAUAGGAAACAGUAUUUUGCCGUUGUUAAUUAAGCAUUCCAAAUUUUACAACGAGGCAGAUAAUUACGCGAGUUUACUCGACGCCACAUUGCACACGGUAUACCGACUUAGUAAGAACCGGAUGUUGACGAAGGGUCAACGCGAAGCUGUCUCGGAUUUCCUUGUUGCAUUGACUAGCCAAAUGCAGCCGAGCAUGUUGUUGAAGUUGUUACGAAAGCUGACUGUCGAUGUGUCUAAAUUAUCAGAGUAUACUACAGUAGCUCUCAGAUUGUUAACGCUGCAUUACGAUCGCUGCGCGAAAUAUUAUGGUUCCACCGGCUCCACCGGUCAAGGAGCUUAUGGUGCGUCAAGCGAUGAAGAGAAACGUCUCACGAUGGUCCUCUUUAGCAAUAUAUUCGACUCCCUGUCUAAGAUGGAUUACGAUCCAGAAUUAUUCGGAAAAGCGCUGCCUUGCCUGACAGCCAUCGGUUGCGCUCUGCCGCCAGAUUAUUCUCUAUCGAAAAAUUACGAUGACGAAUGGUACGGCAGCAAAUCAGCCUCGACUCAAUCACCCGACGGUCCUUACAAUCCGCAGCCAAUCAACACUUCCAGCGUGGUGCUCAAUAACGAUCUUAAUCAAAUAGUACAAAAAUUCUCUGAACAUUAUCACGAUGCUUGGGCUAGUCGUAAGUUAGAGAACGGUUGGACUUAUGGAGAACAAUGGUCGGACGUGAAUAAAACUCAUCCGAGAUUAAAACCAUAUAAUAUGUUGAGUGAUUACGAACGAGAGCGAUACAAAGAACCCGUCAGAGAGAGUUUGAAAGCUCUCCUAGCAAUUGGCUGGAGUGUGGAGCAUGCAGAGGUCGAUGUACCGUCGACCAAUCGUAGUUCGAUGAGAAGAUCUUCUAAGAGUCAAGGGGACUCGGCUAAUCCGUUUAAUUACAAUCCUCAUCCAGUAGACAUGACUAAUCUGACGCUAAGCAGAGAAAUGCAGAACAUGGCUGAACGUUUAGCAGAUAAUGCUCAUGAUAUUUGGGCAAAGAAAAAGAAAGAAGAACUUACUACCUGCGGAGGUGGCAUUCAUCCUCAGUUGGUACCUUACGAUCUGUUAACUGACAAGGAGAAACGAAAAGAUCGUGAACGAUCGCAAGAGUUUCUCAAAUAUUUACAGUAUCAAGGGUACAAGCUUCACAAACCUAAUCGCGGCGGCACAGAGACCGAAGUGGCUGGUGCAAUUGCUGCGGUAGAAUUAAGAUUUGCUUAUUCAUUAUUAGAGAAAUUGAUAGCUUAUUUGGACAAGGCGACGAUCAAUAUGAAGCUCUUGAAACCCUCCGAUACGUUCAGUCGAAGAAACAGUUUUAAGACCUCGACAAGAGACAUCAAAUUCUUCAGUAAAGUGGUCCUACCACUAAUGGAAAAGUACUUUAGCACGCAUAGAAACUACUUUAUUGCUGUAGCUACUGCCACGAACAAUGUCGGUGCAGCGUCAUUGAAAGAGAAGGAGAUGGUAGCUGCUCUUUUCUGCAAGUUAGCAAGUUUGCUAAGAUCGAGACUCGCCGCUUUUGGCGCAGAUGUGAGAAUAACGGUUCGUUGCCUGCAAGUACUAGUAAAAGGUAUAGAUGCUAAGAGUCUCGUAAAGAACUGUCCUGAGUUUAUCCGAACGUCCAUGUUGACUUUCUUUAACAAUACCGCCGAUGAUCUGGGUCACACGAUUUUGAACCUCCAAGAAGGGAAGUAUAGUCAUCUCAGAGGCACUCAUUUGAAAACCUCCACGUCAUUAUCGUAUAUCAAUAGUGUGGUUCUACCGGUGCUCACUGCGAUGUUUGACCAUCUUGCCGCAUGCGAGUAUGGCAGUGACUUGUUACUUGACGAAAUUCAAGUAGCAUCAUACAAAAUGUUAGCGUCUUUGUACACUCUUGGAAUAGACGCUAGUUUAACGCACGACAGAAAAUACCUCAAGACUGAGAUCGAGCGACAUAAACCUAAUCUAGGCUCCUGCUUGGGUGCCUUUUCAAGUUGCUUCCCAGUGGCCUUCUUAGAGCCUCAUUUGAACAAGCACAAUCAGUAUUCCCUUCUAAAUCGAAUCGCAGAUCAUUCUCUAGAAGCUCAAGAUAUUAUGACAAAGAUGGAAUCGAGUAUGCCAACGUUGGAGACCAUCCUUAAUGAGGUCGAUCAGUUCGUCGAAUCCGAGAAGACCUACAAUGAUGCUCCUCACGUCGUUGAUGUAAUUCUACCUUUGCUCUGCUCUUAUUUACCAUUCUGGUGGGCGCAAGGGCCUGACAAUGUGAGUCCGACUGAAAGUACCUACGUCAGCAUGGUAACGAGCGAUCACAUGAAUCAGUUGCUGAAAAACGUGUUGAAGUUGAUCAAGAAGAACAUCGGUAAUGAAAACGCACCGUGGAUGACGCGCAUUGCGGCCUAUACGCAGCAAAUCAUUAUCAAUUCGUCUGAGGAGUUAUUAAAGGAUCCAUUUUUACCUCUCGCCGAACGCGUCAGAAAACGAACAGACACUAUGUUCCACAAGGAGGAAUCUCUUCGGGGUUUUAUUAAAUCUUCGACUGACGAUACCUCGCAAGUUGAGGCGCAGAUUCAAGAAGAUUGGCAAUUACUUGUGCGUGAUAUCUACUCAUUCUAUCCCCUAUUAAUAAAGUACGUCGAUCUUCAAAGGAAUCAAUGGCUGAGGAACAAUAUUUCCGAAGCCGAAGAUUUAUACAAUCACGUAGCAGCUAUAUUUAAUAUCUGGUCCAAGUCACAGUACUUCUUACGCGAAGAACAGAAUUUUAUAUCAGCGAAUGAAAUUGAUAACAUGGUGCUCAUCAUGCCCACUGCAACAAGAAGACCUGCUACAGUGUCUGAUGGCACCGCACCUUCCGGAGGAGGCAAAAAAAAGAAAAAGCAUCGCGACAAGAAGAGAGACAAGGACAAAGAAGUACAAGCAUCCUUGAUGGUUGCUUGCUUGAAAAGAUUGCUACCUGUCGGCUUAAAUCUCUUUGCUGGUCGCGAACAAGAAUUAGUGCAGCAUUGCAAAGAUAGAUUUCUGAAAAAGAUGCCGGAAUCUGAUAUCUCGGAAUUUGCCAAGACUCAAUUGACACUGCCAGAUAAGAUCGAUCCUGCUGACGAAAUGUCUUGGCAACAUUAUCUAUACUCUCAAUUAGGUCAGAAGAAAGAUGCAAUGGAGCCUGUAAAAGCUCAGCAGCUGGAAGAUGUCGUUGCUAGAAUUACCGACAUGGCCAAAGUUUUGUAUGGUUUACAUAUGAUAGAUCAUCCACAACAGCAGAGCAAGAGUCAAUAUCGUUCAGUGGUGUCGAUCCAGCGUAAACGAGCGGUAAUCGCUUGCUUCCGCCAAACUUCCCUACAUUCCUUGCCAAGACAUCGAGCGAUAAAUAUUUUUGCACGAACGUAUUACGAGCUGUGGUUACAAGAUGAAAAUGUGGGUCAAGAAGUUAUGAUCGAGGAUCUUACGCAAUCGUUCGAGGAUGCUGAAUUGAAGAAAAUGGAUAAGGCUGAGGACGAAGGCAAGCCCGAUCCGUUGACACAAUUGGUGACAACAUUCUGUCGUGGUGCUAUGACUGAACGAUCAGGCGCUCUUCAAGAAGAUCCGCUUUACAUGAGUUAUGCUCAAAUUAUCUCAAAAUCAUGCGGAGAGGAAGAGGAAGAGGGUGAAGAAGAAGGUGGAGGUGAAGAAGAAGGAGGAGCUUCGAUCCAUGAGCAAGAAAUGGAGAAACAAAAACUCUUGUUCCAUCAAGCUCGAUUAGCAAAUCGCGGCGUCGCCGAAAUGGUCCUUUUGCAUAUAUCAGCGUGUAAGGGCAUUCCCAGCGAGAUGGUGAUGAAGACUUUAGAGCUUGGAAUUUCGAUCCUGCGUGGCGGUAAUAUCGAAAUUCAGCGAGGAAUGCUGAAUCAUCUGAAGGAGAAAAAGGACGUCGGUUUCUUCACGUCCAUUGCAGGUUUAAUGAACUCUUGCAGCGUGCUGGAUCUGGACGCUUUCGAAAGGAAUACGAAAGCUGAGGGUCUCGGUGUUGGUUCCGAGGGUGCAGCUGGUGAGAAGAAUAUGCACGACGCCGAAUUCACUUGCGCCUUAUUCCGCUUUAUCCAACUCACCUGCGAGGGUCACAAUCUCGAUUGGCAGAACUAUCUUAGGACACAGGCUGGUAAUACGACGACGGUGAAUGUGGUCAUUUGCACCGUCGAUUACCUACUGCGAUUGCAGGAAUCGAUCAUGGACUUUUACUGGCAUUACUCGAGCAAGGAACUCAUCGACCCUGCCGGCAAAGCAAAUUUUUUCAAAGCUAUUGGAGUUGCUAGUCAAGUUUUUAAUACUCUCACUGAGGUUAUUCAAGGUCCAUGCGCACAGAAUCAACAAGCUUUAGCGCAUUCAAGAUUGUGGGACGCAGUCGGAGGUUUUCUUUUUUUAUUUUCGCAUAUGCAAGACAAACUAUCGAAGCACUCCAGUCAGGUGGAUCUUCUGAAAGAAUUGCUUAACUUGCAAAAAGACAUGAUUACCAUGAUGCUUUCCAUGCUUGAAGGUAAUGUUGUGAACGGGACAAUUGGAAAACAGAUGGUAGACACUUUGGUCGAAUCGGCUAGUAAUGUAGAACUGAUUUUAAAGUACUUUGACAUGUUCUUGAAACUAAAGGAUCUUGUAUCAUCGCCGAGUUUCUUAGAAGUCGAUCUUAACAAUGACGGUUGGGUGUACCCUAAGGAUUUCAAAGAGAAGAUGGAACAACAGAAGAGUUAUACCAGCGAGGAAAUUGAAUUUCUCCUGGCCUGUUGCGAGACGAAUCACGACGGCAAGAUCGAUUAUGUUACUUUCAUGGAUCGUUUCCAUGAGCCGUCGAAGGAAAUCGGUUUCAAUCUGGCUGUAUUACUCACCAAUUUGUCCGAACACAUGCCUAACGAACCGAGACUAGCCAGGUUCCUUGAGACAGCUGGCUCUGUUCUAAAUUACUUCGAGCCAUUCUUAGGCAGAAUCGAGAUCCUCGGUGGUAACAAGAAAAUUGAGCGUGUGUACUUCGAGAUCAAAGAGUCGAACAUCGAACAGUGGGAGAAGCCGCAAAUUAAGGAAUCGAAAAAGACCUACUUCUAUAACACGGUAGUUGAGGCUGGUGAGAAAGAGAAACUCGAAACCUUCAUCAACUUUUGCGAAGAUGCUAUUUUUGAAAUGCAACACGCGAGUGCGUUGAUGACCGUAGAGGAAAGCGGCGGAAUCGGCAAAGCGAGGGAAUCGUCGUACACGUAUAUGACCGAGGAUGAUGAAGAAAGAAAUAAAGAUCCAAUCAGGCGUGGUAUACAAGCCAUCAAAGAUGGUGUUUACUUCUUCUUUUAUAUGUUCUCGCCUACCAAUAUUAAGAACAAGAUUGCUGAAAUGCAACAGAUGACGAUACCCGAGCUUUUCAUUGGUUUCUUCAAGAUGAUUUUCUACGCCUUCUAUUAUUCUGGUUUCGGUGUUGGCUGUGUGAUCAAGUAUUUCAUGAGACUUCUAUUGACAUUAAUGAGAGGACCGCAUGUGGAGGAGCCUGUUGUAAUCAAGGAGGAGGAAGAGAAACCAUCGAGACAUUUACCUGCUUUACCACCGACGCCGGAUGAAUCGAAUUUACAAGUGCAAGCCUUUGGAAUGGAUAUAACGAAAGAAGAAGGAGGGCAAAUAAAAUUAGCGCCGCACGAAUCGACUACUUCUACACCGCAAUCCAGUAUCGAAGAAACAGGUGAGAGUACACCCGAAGAGGGUACUGGCGAGGAUGGAGCGAGAGCUGAAGGAGGAGAAAGCGAGCCGCCUGUUACUUUAGCUGAUUUACUUGGCGGAGAACAAGCCAGAGCGCAAGCUGCCGCAGCGGCAGAAGCAGCGGCGGCGCAACAAGCAGCCAUGGCAGCAGUUGAAGCCGAAGCAAAGCAAGAAAUUUCAGUCGAACCUUCCACAGGAUCGAGUAUCGAUCUGUCCGAAUACAGUCAUCGUAUAGUAUCCUUUUUGGCCAGGAAUUUCUACAAUCUGAAAUACGUCGCGCUAGUUCUCGCCUUUUGUAUCAACUUUAUGCUACUAUUCUAUAAGGUUUCAUCUUUGGCUGAUGACUCGGACGAAGAAGGUAGUGGACAAAUAGCGGAUUUGUUAACGGAAAUAUCAGGCGAGGGGACAUCGGGUUUGGCAGGUAGUGGCAUGGAAAUAGGCAGCGGUAGUGGUGAAAACGGUUCAGAAGAGGAAGACGAAGAGGUUCAGGAAUUUGUAGAAGUGUCUGAGGAUUAUUAUUAUAUGGCUCACGUCAUGAGAUUACUGGCUGCUCUUCAUUCAAUCGUUUCACUCGCUAUGCUCGUCGCAUAUUAUCAUUUAAAGGUACCAUUGGCUAUAUUUAAACGAGAGAAGGAAAUUGCACGACGAGUAGAAUUCGAUGGAUUAUACAUAGCCGAAACACCAGAAGAAGAUGACAUUAAAGCGCACUGGGAUAAAAUGGUAAUAUCAGCGAAGACUUUCCCCGUUAAUUAUUGGGACAAAUUUGUAAAGAAGAAAGUCCGACAAAAAUACAGCGAGACGUAUGAUUUCGAUUACAUCAGCAAUUUGCUCGGAAUGGAAAAGACUUCUUUCAGCCAGCAGGAAGAAGAAGGAUCUGGCUUAAUACAUUUCAUUGUAAAUAUCGACUGGAGAUAUCAAAUAUGGAAGGCCGGAGUCACGAUCACCGAUAACGCUUUUUUGUACAGUUUGUGGUACUUUACAUUUUCAAUCCUCGGCAACUACAACAAUUUCUUCUUCGCCGCUCAUUUGUUAGACGUCGCGGUCGGUUUCAAAACUUUACGAACAAUCUUACAAUCGGUAACACAUAACGGCAAGCAGUUGGUCUUAACAGUGAUGCUAUUGACGAUCGUAGUAUACAUUUACACUGUGAUAGCCUUCAAUUUCUUUAGAAAGUUCUAUAUACAGGAGGAAGACGAUGAAACAGACAAGAAAUGUCAUCAUAUGCUAACAUGUUUCGUUUUCCAUUUGUACAAAGGCGUAAGAGCCGGCGGUGGAAUAGGCGAUGAAAUUGGUGAACCUGAUGGAGACGAUUACGAGGUUUAUCGUAUAAUGUUCGACAUUACGUUCUUCUUCUUCGUGAUCGUUAUUCUGUUGGCUAUCAUUCAGGGUUUGAUCAUCGAUGCGUUCGGCGAACUUCGAGACCAACUCGAUAAUGUAAAGACAAAUAUGGAGAGUAACUGCUUCAUUUGCGGUUUAGGAAAGGAAUAUUUCGACGCAGUACCGCAUGGGUUUGAUACUCAUGUGCAACAAGAGCAUAAUUUAGCAAAUUACAUGUUCUUCCUUAUGCACUUGAUUAACAAACCAGACACCGAAUACACUGGUCAGGAGACUUACGUGUGGAAUAUGUAUCAACAAAGGUGUUGGGACUUCUUCCCGGUGGGCGACUGCUUCCGCAAGCAGAACGAGACAGUAGAAGAAGAGGCCAAGAAAAAAUAAAAUUAAUCCUGACUCUAAUUAAGGUGACCAAUAGAAACGAUCGAUCUUACUUGAUGAAGAGGAACUCUCCUCAUCGAACAGUGUCUUCGAUAAUUUAGCAUAAAUUUUUGCUCAUCGAGAGUGCGUGAUUAGCACUCAUUUAAAAUCAAAUUUCGAAAGUUCUACAUCUUACCUCAUAACAACAAAGAAAGAAUGUUUAUCUUGUAAACUAUGCCUCCGUUUUCCACUUGAUAAUUUAUUCCGGCUAACUAAUAGACUUUCUGACGUGUGAAUGUAAUGCAUUAAUUGCGUACUGCGUGUAAUGAGGAUUAUAGAGAAAUUCGUGUCUGAUACCGCAUCGGGGGAAUUAAAUUGAACAUAUUUUUCCAACUUUGUAAAAAAUGACAUAAACUGUAUCAUUAAAACCAGCAAUUUUCUCUUUUAGAUUAUAUUUCUAAUACUAGAUAGCAAAAUCAUUGACAAAAGCUCGAUUUCCUUCGAUCGGCGGUACGUUAUUGUUAAAUCGUUGGAAACGGCGGAACUGACUGCACAAAUUUACAUAUUCAUAGUUACAAUAUUGCCUUCUUUUCAUACGUCGGAUGAUCUAUACUGUAUAAUUUUAUGCUAUAUCGCAUAAAAUACGAAAAGCGAUAACAAGUUUGAGAUAUAUAAUGAUAGAAUAAGUAAUUAAAUUAAAGAUGUUUAAAGUUUAUGUAAUGUGCAAAUCUUUUUCUGACUUAUGUGAAAGUGGGAACUUUUUGGACAUUAUAUAUGACUGGGCUCACGAUAUAUCUGAGAAUGUCAAUAUAUUGUAAAUAAAAUUCUACAGCAGGACUAUCUGGUAAUAAAU